Molecule: messenger RNA, 1183 nt
Organism: Schistosoma haematobium
Lineage: Eukaryota; Metazoa; Platyhelminthes; Trematoda; Strigeidida; Schistosomatidae
Exons: 1
Coding region: 288-884 (198 amino acids)
Source: RefSeq, a predicted model, not a curated record
GAAUUCAGAGAAUCCAGAGUUUAGUGUUCCAACUGUCUUGUCUUCUUUCACUUGUGUGCUUGCCAACCAAUCAGGAUUUAGAAUAGUUCUCUCUACCCCGAUCGAACUCACGCGUAUUAGACUCAAGGUUAAGCCACUCAGCCUAACGCGUCAAGGUCAUAAUUUAGACUAGACAGACCAAGGUCAAGUCAUAACAAGUAUCACGGGGUAAAAGCGAUUCAAGGUCAUAACAACUGGCGACGGAGAAUUUUGUUUUUUCUUUCCUAUAUUGAUUGAUCCAGUACAAAAUGCCUGUAUCAUUGGACGACCUUAAAACUAUUCUUCAAAUGCAGCAAGCACAAAAUGAUGCAAAUCAGACGAAGCUUUUGGAUGCAUUGGCACGAAUGUUCUCAUUACAGUCGUCCUCAGCUUGUCAAUCAGAUAAGCAUGAAAGCAUCAUAAAUUCUAUUUCUGAAUUCCAGUAUGAUCCUGAAGCUAAUGUCAUUUUCAGUUCGUGGUUUCACCGUUGUGAAGAUAUUUUCCGCGUUGAAUGCUCGCAUCUUGAUGACGCAGCGAAAGUCCGCUUACUCUUAAGAAGACUGGGAACACAGGAAUAUAAUAAAUAUGUGAAUUUUAUCUUACCGCAAAAUCCACGAGAGGUAUCAUUCAAAGACACAGUUCAGAUUCUAUCUGAUAUUUUCGAUGAACAGUCCUCAUUAUUUAAUACUCGCUAUAAAUGCUUCCAAAUAACGAAAUCUCCAGAGGACGAUUAUCUCACGUAUGCUGGGAAGGUAAAUCGACAGUGCGAACGCUUCAAAAUAAACGAAAUCACAGCGGACCAAUUUAAAUGCUUGAUUUUCAUAUGUGGUCUUGUUAUGUCCGAGUGGAGAUUAAAUUACAGGUAACUUCCGAGGACUAUUCAUGGACUAAUAUUCUAUAAAUAUUCUUAUUGUAUAACUACUCAACAAUUACACUAUGGAUAUUUAUAUUCCUUUUAUGAUAAGCUUUGUUUUGACCUAUAAUUUAUUAUUGUACGAUUUACGGUUCUUAAGUUAUGUUCAGUUUAUUAACUACUGCCUCCCUCAUUCACAGCCACUUUUUGGGCUUAUUUGUGUACAAAUAUUAUUUCCUAUUUUAUGGUACGUUGCGGUCUGUGUGAUUGAUAUAUAAACUAAGUAUGCCUGAAAUAAACGAUCUGCUCUGA